UUGAAUAUUUAUUUGUUUGGUAUCAAACAUAUAAACAUCCAAUUAUCAACAGCUUUGUUUUGUUUGAAACUCAUACAUGAAUAUCGUUAUAUACAAUGACUUCAUUCCGUUGUUUAUUAAGUGGUAGAUUCGGCACCAAUUAAUUUGCUAUGUUUGUAAACUUUUCAUUGUUUUAAUGAAACGCAAGCGCAAGGCGUCGUAAUACGUGACAUCAUAAAUAACUAACAAUUUGAGUUUCCUUUGGCUCCUAUUACUUUGUCUGUGGAAACGAUGGAAUCAACACGUAUAAUUUUUAGUUGGCUGAGUUUAGUGUUAGUAAUAUUUGUAUCUUGCACUUUAGCUUUAACACCUCAGUGUCGAAAUGAAAGAGGGGAACCGGUAGAUUGGUUCUAUGUGUAUAAAUUACCCAGAGAGAAGAACCACUUAAACCCGCUAGUAAGAAGAGGGGUAGCUUACAUGCAUUUAACACCAUCUAAAUUGAGAGGGGGGUGGAUAAUGUCUGAUUUGUCUAUUGGCGACCCAAGAUCAAUGGUUGGGAAAACUCUGGCACCACUAUAUCAGGAUAAGAACAUAAUUUCUUUAGUAUACAAUGACCAGCCACCUGCUACAGAACACCAACCAGAUAUAUUGCAAACAGUGGCAGAGAUGUAUUCAAGGAGCAAGAAAGGGCAGCAGAAACAAUCAACCGUCAGAAAAUAUAAGAAGUUUAAGCUUGGUGACAAAUAUUAUGAUGACUACGAUUUGGCUGAGAUGUGUAAAAUGCAUUCGAAGUUUAUGAAAAAUAGGGUGGAGAGUGGUCAUACAAAGGGUGUCAUACUUGGAGAUAAAUUCACCUCAUUAUGGCUUGUUCAUUCUGUACCUCGUUUUCCACCUAUACCUGAUAUGAAUGGACUCAAUGUAAGCUCAUACAGCUAUCCAGCAACCGGUAUGAAGUAUGGUCAAUCGUUUCUCUGUGUGUCUGUCCAAACCUCCACACUGAACCAAAUUGGCACCCAGUUAAAAUACAACGAGCCUUUGAUUGUAUUCCAUCGUAUACCACAGGAGUUUGAUAGUGAACUUCCAAAUUUAGUUGAUGUUAUAAGGAACAAAACAGUUGACUCUUCUCCAUGGUAUCACAUAGAAAGUUUUGAAACGCUUGUCGGCCGUAAAUUUCUCUCCUUCGCAAAGAGUGCGAUGUUCAAUGAUGAUUUAUACAGUGGGUUGGUGGCUGAAGUGUUACAGUCUGACUUACUGGUUGAGUCUUGGACGAAUGGACCCGGCACUUUGGACUCCGAAUGCAAUAGGAACUUUCAAGUGAGAAACAUCGAGCGUCUCAAGUUCCCAAUAGCCAAGAUGUCGUUCACGUCACACAACGACCACUCGAAGUGGGCGGUUGCGGUCGCGCACAAGAUGCACAACAGUCAAGACACUAAGGUCGCCGACUAUUGGGUCUGCGUCGGAGAUAUUAAUAGAGCGUUACCACAAGAAUCACGCGGUGGCGGUACUGUGUGUACUUCGGGGCCAAUACUGUGGGGAAAUUUCGCGCAUCUCAUCGAAUCUGUCCAAACGUGGUUCAUUUACAAGCCGCCGACUGAAAUAAUACCAUACAUGCGUUUGGGUCGAAACUUUACCUUUAUAACUUCGGACCAGCCCGGCAGGUGGCGUGCCUCUUAUCCACAUACGAAUAUUAAUUCCAAUUCUCUAUUACAACACACUGUAUCGCCUAUUUUUAGGCCGACAUAUUCAGAUCAUAUAGCUAUAGCGAUUUAUGACAGAAAAAAGGAUAGUAAAAAUCUAGGUUCCGCCGCACAUGGUGUUCUUAUGGCUGAUGAAGUUGGAGGUGUGUGGAUCGGCCAUACUGUCCCAGGCCUUAUAAAUUUAAAACGUGAACGUCCAUUAUUUCCUGAAACAGAAAUCGCAAAUGGCCACUUACUCAUGUGUCUGUCACUUGAUUUGGAAACAGUAAACCUUGUUGCACGAUAUCUUUCGCAUACAUCGCCGCAUUUCACCCAUAUUCAAAUACCAGAGACAUUGAUAAAGCAUCUCCCUGAAUGGAGUUUUCAAGAACCUCCUUUGACAUUGUCACGAUUAAAACCUCUAACAUUUACCACAAAAGGCAAAAGCCUGCAAGCCGAGUUACGAGUGAGGCGUCCUGGGGACAAACAAUGCCUUUACAGAACAUUUGCGCAGGCGAAACAUAUUGUCUUUGACGUGUAUGGACAAUCUGAUAGUGAUUAUUUGACUACUGUUUGUUCACAAAGUUUUGGUGUUCGGAACAUAGAAAACAUAUCACUAAAGGCGCACGAUCCAGACCGCGUGUUUUACUUCCACAAUAUGACGGAUCGUAUGAGAUUCGGUGUAAGCACAGCAGCACAUUGGCAACGAAGAGGUUCCGGCCCAGUGCAGUAUUGGACCUGUAUAACUGACUUAGAUAAGGAGGAUACUAGAGGAUUAGGGGGGCAUCUAUUGUGUAUCCAUGAUUAUAAAGUGUGGUGGGCGUUUGAUAAUUUUAAAAUAAAGGAACCUACUUGUUAUUGGAAUUUUUAUUAAAUAAAUUGAUCCUUAUUAUUAAUGCUUAGAUUGAGUCUAUGUUCACUAACGUGCACACAUACAAAACUAUAACUAUGGCUUAGUUUUAUUUGUUACCUAUAUUACCCGUCGGUUUCCAGAAGUUAUUGUUCUAAGACUGCUUAUUUUACCCAUUGUAAACAACGAGGUACAUUGGAUCCAGUCGCUACUAAUAAAUUAAUUAUUGACAGAUUUCUACUUAGUAUAUAUUGCGUAAAUAUGGUUUCCAGAAUGUCACUGGUAGUAAGUUACUUACUCAUAUACCUGUAUAUAUACAGGUUUAAUCGGUAGCUUAAUAAAACAAUCAAUGAUUAUUUACGAAUUACUUUAUUAUACAACAAUUUUAUUUACAAACAUUCGCUCAUAACAUUGUUUAUUAAACUCAUUUAAUAUUACAUAAUGUUACAAGCAUGUACAAUGUACCUAUAUAAUACACUCUCAAAACCGCAAAAUAAAGCAUCACUGGACUUGUACGUGAUACCCGUACAACUUCCUUGCAUAUAAUUUAGCUUCCAUUUUAAUUCGUAUGACACAUAUAUUGAUAUUUAUCAUUGCGUGAAUGUGCGACUGACACUAUGACUCCAGAAAUCGCCAAUCUUCUAGUCAUUAUUUUACAUGGAAAGAUUUGUCUUCUACACCAUUACCAAUUAUUGUCCUGCUGUUGAUAAAUAUGGCAUAGGUAUCUACCUACUCUUGAUUCCAUAGCAUCAUAAAGGUGUCCACAACUCAUGUUUCAAAAUAUA
Molecule: messenger RNA, 3290 nt
Organism: Zerene cesonia (dogface butterfly)
Lineage: Eukaryota; Metazoa; Arthropoda; Insecta; Lepidoptera; Pieridae
Gene: DNaseII
Exons: 13
Coding region: 271-2529 (752 amino acids)
Biological process (GO): apoptotic DNA fragmentation
Molecular function (GO): deoxyribonuclease II activity
Source: RefSeq, a predicted model, not a curated record